UUCAGGUCCUGCAAUUUUUUUAAUAGCUCUCCAAGUCAAUGCAUUUCAGUUGGACAGAUGGGAAUAUGGUAUGUAUUCACUUAUAGGUCCUUCAGAAGUUUGUAACUUCUCAAAUUCCGUAGGCCUUUUCUAUGCAGCUUUGCAGGGGGGCCCCUAACUGCUGGUCUCCUAAGCGACCCAUGCUUGAUGGUCCAUCUCUACUCAGAUGAACAGAGUGAAGGCAUGAAAGAGAAUCGAGAGGAGGAAUUAUCUGAUGGAGAUAGUGUUACAUGAAGUGAUGGCACCUUUGUGCUUCUGUCUCUCAAACGCAUGUGUAUAUUUAAUGGGUUUGGUGGCCCCUGAUUGAGUACUCCAGGUUGAAUGAAGAUUACUCCAAAAAGUGUUCAGUUUUCCACUUGGGCGGCUUUAGUUAGAUCUUUGGACGGUGGAGAACUUGACUGGACUUGUCCAGUCCAAGAGAGGUCAGAAGGCAAGAUUUGUGCUGCAGAGAACAGCUGAUAUUGUGCUGCUAGGAAGAUGAAGAAGUUCUACUAACCAUCACCUCACCUUUGAACGUGGAUGUUUUGAAGAUCUAGACCUACUUGAGUUUUUGCAAGUAGCUGCUUGCGUUUUUAAAUUGUCUGGAAAAACUGAUGCUGGCGUGAACAUUAAUUCCUUAAUAAUUGCUUGUCCUUGAGCUCUGUUUACUCGAAUUCUCUGGAAAAGUUGGCAUAGAGAUUUGAUAGUAAGUAGGCCUAUGUCCAAUUUUGCAGGAAACGGACAACUUAGAUUUGUAGAAGGGUUAAACCUUCAGUCCCAAAUGCAAUCUUGACUAUGAGUGAUACGGAGAGGAAGCGUCCGGUCAUUGCUGGCAGAGAAAAAGGGCCAGGACCUGGUCGAUACAUCCUUCCACCGGCUAUCGGCUUUGUAGGCCACGAUUUCACCAAGUCAACAAGUCCUGCCUACUCCUUCCAUGGCAGGAUGAGCAACAACAUGCAUAGCAUUGACUGCAGUCCAGGGCCUAAAUACCAUAUCGAUGCCAAACUGACUCGCUUUGGGAGAGACGGCACUCCUGCCUAUUCCAUACAUGGCAGGACGGAAACUCGAGCAAUCUACUCCACCCCUGGACCAGGAGCAUACAAUCCUGAGAAAGCCUCUCUGUGCAGCAUCCAUCGCAAUCCACCGUCCCACACCAUGGGUUAUCGAACACAGUAUCGCUCCGUGGACACCGUACCUGCCCCAAACAAAUACACCCUCCCUUCUCUCAUGGGCUCCGGUGUGUUGACCAAAGCAUCCAGUGCCAGUUACACCAUCUCUGGGAGAUGCAAAGCUGGGGGUCCGUCUGAGGACUUAUCUAAAACUCCUGGUCCUUGUAGAUACAACCGCACAGAUCCCAGUGUCUACCUCCCGAGGCAGCCGGCGUUCUCUAUUCUGGGGAGACACGCUGCUGCGAGGGCGUCCACAGCGUUACCUGGUCCUGGAAGUCAUAACCCAGAGAAAGUGACUGUGCACAAGCCCACACCUCCUGCUUUCUCUUUAGGGAUCAGGCACUCUGAGUUUGUGACCCCUUUAAUAGUAGAUUAGUAGUAUCUUGAAGGCUACAUAUAGAUAUUUUUCUGUUCGGUUUGAAAUAUUUCAUUGCAUGUUUAAAAAGGUUUGCCAUUUCUCGUCUCAUAUAGUGAACUCUGAUCAUGCUUAAAAAAAAUGAUUUCUAGUCUUUUGAAUAUUGCAGAAGUGA
Messenger RNA from Carassius carassius (crucian carp), 1717 nucleotides. It is a transcript of the gene cimap1d, whose product is annotated as CIMAP1 family member D. The record is from RefSeq and is a predicted model, not a curated record. The coding region runs from base 814 to 1563 and encodes 249 amino acids. The transcript is spliced from 4 exons. NCBI's taxonomy places the organism in Eukaryota, Metazoa, Chordata, Actinopteri, Cypriniformes, Cyprinidae. Gene Ontology annotation, cellular component: cytoskeleton.